AUGGAGCCCUGCGAAGGCCCGUUGAAGAGUCAAUCGCUGCGGCCCGCACCCCCGUUUGGUGAUGCUUCUUACGACAUGACACUACAGAAUGGCACUCAUGCCAUCCGCACGAUGCUAGAAUUGAUCGGCAGACUCCAUUGUCGACAACUCCCAGUCGAUCUGAAUAUGAUCAAUGCGUCUUGGGGCGCUCCAUCUCCUAGGAGAACACUGGUUGGUCUGCCUCCGUAUCCAUUCAACCAUUCGCAGUCCUCCUGGCUUGAGAGCCAGAUCAGUCAAAACUACCGCUUCGCGAAGUGGCGCCACAUCAUCCGCGCAUCGGAGCUCCCGUGGAUCCAGGACCACGCGUUCAAUGGCACCGAGCUCUACCCUGCUGCCGGGAUCAUGGUCAUGGCGCUGGAAGCAGCUCGGCAAAUGGCCGAUCCAGGCCUCCCCCCCUGUGACAGGGGUGUCGAGGUUCAAUUCCACCUGCGCCCCGAGACCAAAGUUCGAAUUGACUCCAGCAUCUCGGACAGAAAUACUUUCACUCUCUACCAGCAGUGUCCCGGUGAAUGGGUUGAGAUCAGCCGCGGCACCAUCGUGACUCACUACGGCAAUGACGAGCCCCACUAUGAAUUUGGGUUCGGACCGGCCUUCCAGGGUUUGCAGGAUGUCCACUACAGUAUGGACAGGGAGGCAACGGCCGUCAUAAAUCCGAGCCAGUGGAUGGAAAAAGUCAAGCAUAGUGAUCUCACCCAAGACUACCUGAUCCAUCCAACCGCCCUCGAUGCUUUCCUGCAAACAACCGCAGUGGCCGAGUCGAGGGGUACCUGGACCCCCCUACGAACAAUGGUACCCACGCGCAUAGCUCGCUUUUGGAUCUCAAAUCAAUUGUUGGCACAUACACCAGGGCACACCCUCCGAGCGCUUACCACAGCAGCCGUCCGGGGCUAUCGGGAGACCGACUUUACCGUCACAGCAUAUGACCAUUCGACCCAGCAAUGCCAGAUUUUGUUCGAAGGGUAUCGAUCGACUGCCGUGACAAGCCUGAGAUUGGCGGGACCAGAGGCUUUUCGAGUGGGAUUUGAUGUUGAGUGGCGGCCGGAUGUGGAUCUUCUCACGCACAGUCACGCAGCGGCCAUCUGCACCUCGGCGCUGACCACUGCAGACCACCCUAACCCGGUAGCUGCCGACUCAAUGGAAGUGAUCUGUCUCCAUCAUCUCGGCCGGGUGCUGCGGGAGUUUGAGGGUGGCAAGUUGGACGUGAGAGCUCCCCAUAUGCAUCGAUAUCUUUCUUGGAUGAGGAGCCAAGUCGCCGCUUAUGAAGCGUCCGACCUUACAUUCCAGGGCGAGUGCGGAAAGCCCGCCUUGGAUGACACUGCCUAUUUUGAUCGCCUUGCAGUCGCCUUGGGAGACUCGCCUGAGAUGCAGCUCUACAAUUCCGUGGGCUCAGAUCUCAAUCGAGUCCUCGGUGGCGAAAUGGAUCCCCUGGAGAUUCGGUACAGCGAUGGCGGUUUGGCUGAGGGUUUCUACCACGGUAGCACCUUCGCAGCAAAUAACAAAAGGGCGGCUGCCUAUAUUGACCGCCUGGUGCACAAGGAGCCACAGGCCAACAUCUUGGAGAUUGGAGCCGGUACUGGCGGAAGCACUGCAGUCAUUCUGGAUCACCUAGCCGCCCGGUCAUGGUGUGGGAGGUAUACCUACACAGAUGUAUCACCUGGGUUCUUCCCCAAAGCUGCGGAUCAGUUCCACCGCUAUGCCAGUCGCCUGGAAUUCAAAGUCCUAGAUAUCGAGAAGGACCCCACAAUUCAGGAGUUCAGCCUGCCCAAAUACGAUGUUGUCGUAGCUUCGUCCGUCUUGCACGCCACUCGCAGCAUAGAGAAUACUUUACGAAAUGUGCAUCAAUUGCUGAAGCCGGGCGGCAAGCUCAUUCUAAUUGAACCGUGCAAUCCCAACACUACGCGCAUUCCUUUCGUCUUUGGUCUUCUCCCGGGGUGGUGGCUCGGAAGUGAGGACUCUAGAUCAGGAGGGCCCCUCCUGUCUGAGCAGUCCUGGGAUGCGGUGCUCAAAAAAGCGGGCUUCGAUGGGAAUGAGGUCUGCUUGAGGGACUUCCCUGGCCACCAACAUACUAUGAGUCUCAUCAUAACCACUGCCGUUUCACCCAAGACCCAGGCUUUGCCCUCGUCUAGGCAAGAAAUCAUCAUCCUCGUUCCGAAACGAGUCCGCACGGGAACAUCCCCUGGUGAGCCAGCUAGAAGGGGCAAUUCGCAGGAGCUGGUCCUACUUCGGUGGUUGUUGAUGAGCACUUACGCUCUAAAGAUGUGA
This is a messenger RNA of Aspergillus ibericus CBS 121593, 2301 nucleotides long. RefSeq lists its product as uncharacterized. Gene Ontology annotation, biological process: fatty acid biosynthetic process; secondary metabolite biosynthetic process. Gene Ontology annotation, molecular function: fatty acid synthase activity. NCBI's taxonomy places the organism in Eukaryota, Fungi, Ascomycota, Eurotiomycetes, Eurotiales, Aspergillaceae. The record is from RefSeq and is a predicted model, not a curated record. The coding region runs from base 1 to 2301 and encodes 766 amino acids. The transcript has 4 exons.